GGAGAAGUACAAACCCAAAGGCAAAGCGGAUCGAAGAAGCCUUUCCGACCAUGAAUGCUGCCUCAGCAGAAGCUUCAAUGAGAACGUUUUCAGUACUCGUGUGCCAAAGAGGGAAAGACUCUGCUCCAGAUGUCUGACAAAACGUAGAAUCUGUAUGUCUGCCAGCCCUGGACUUGACAGGCACAGCUUAAAAAGAAAAGCGGUUCCCUUCCAGCAGUGGAACGAUGCCCCCUUACCGACAUGUGAUGCAUGUAAAUCUCACACCAAGAGGCGGCUGAUGAGGAAAAAUUCUAAUCCUGAUCUUUGCAGUCCUCGUCGGGGCCAUGACACUGAGGGAGAAUCCUCUGAAAACAGCUCGUGUCGCAAAGGUCAAAGGUGGAGGCCGGGUGACAAUCCCAGGAAGCUCGCAGACCUUAAGAAGCCACUGGCAUGUAAGCAGAACCUGGAGAAGAGUCCUGCAGCAAUGUAUCCAAAGCUGAGGGAGAAGAACUGUGUGUGCAAUGAGCUGCAGCAUCAGCCUGUUGCUUGGGAGAGGCUACACCACUGCACCCAUGGGAAUACCAUCCGGGAAAUGGAUGAGAACUGUGCUGUGCCUCUUCAGGACAACUGGAGGAAUCUGGACCAGGGAUACCGGAUGCACAGGUGGCAAACUGAGAAAUCAUGGAUGCCUAAGAGUGACACAGAUGGCUCCAAGAAUGAAACCAGAUCACAACACUUGAACAGACACAAGAAAUCACAACCACAAUCACAAGGAACUCAUACCAGAGACACACGAUGCUGAUCUGCACGACUAGCACAAAUCUCACAAAGUGAAAAAGCACUUUUUAGAAAUUGAUGUACACUUAAUUUA
This is a messenger RNA of Pelmatolapia mariae (spotted tilapia), 850 nucleotides long. RefSeq lists its product as uncharacterized. The record is from RefSeq and is a predicted model, not a curated record. Bases 155 to 781 code for a protein of 208 amino acids. Lineage: Eukaryota; Metazoa; Chordata; Actinopteri; Cichliformes; Cichlidae. The transcript has 3 exons.